AUGCCUAUGAAGGGUGUGCACCAAUUUGAGAUUUUAGGGAAACUCAGUCUCAGGUAUGUUGGGCCUUUUGAGAUUCUAAAGCGAGUUGGCUCUUUGGCAUACAAGUUGGCCUUGCCACCUCAGUUAGCCGGCGUUCAUAACGUCUUCCAUGUAUCCAUGUUGAGGAAGUACGUGUCAGAUCCCCAACACAUCAUCAAUUAUCAAACCAUUGGGAUAGGCGAGGAUGUUGCUUGUGAGGAGUUUCCAGUUAGCAUUUUGGAGCAAAAAGAAAAAGUGUUGAGGAACCAGACGAUUCCUUUUGUGAAGGUCCAGUGGCAGCGUCACCCUCCGGAUGAAGCUAUUUGGGACCAUGAGGAUGAGAUGCAGCAUCUCUUCCCCCAACUAUUUGCUUAA
Molecule: messenger RNA, 393 nt
Organism: Diospyros lotus (date-plum)
Lineage: Eukaryota; Viridiplantae; Streptophyta; Magnoliopsida; Ericales; Ebenaceae
Exons: 1
Coding region: 1-393 (130 amino acids)
Source: RefSeq, a predicted model, not a curated record